Messenger RNA from Syngnathoides biaculeatus (alligator pipefish), 8061 nucleotides. It is a transcript of the gene arhgap32b, whose product is annotated as Rho GTPase activating protein 32b. Gene Ontology annotation, biological process: small GTPase-mediated signal transduction. Gene Ontology annotation, cellular component: Golgi apparatus; nucleoplasm; cell cortex. Gene Ontology annotation, molecular function: phosphatidylinositol binding; protein binding; GTPase activator activity. The transcript is spliced from 25 exons. Lineage: Eukaryota; Metazoa; Chordata; Actinopteri; Syngnathiformes; Syngnathidae. The coding region runs from base 595 to 6474 and encodes 1959 amino acids. The record is from RefSeq and is a predicted model, not a curated record.
GAAUGAAUGCAACUCGCGACAUCUUGUCGCACUCGGAUGGGAAAAAAAAAAUGUGAAAACAAAUCUACCACGAAGCCGCAUGAAUUUAGCAUCAGAUUGCAAUUCAUCCUAGCAAUUGUUGGUGUUUUUCUACUGAACGCAACAUUUCCGUGCGCCGCGAAGGCAGCAUCCGCUGCUGUGCUGCAGCUAGCAGUGUUUCACUUUGCGACUUGAUUUGGACAUGGAUGCAGAAGCCGGACUCUCUUUUUCAAAAUGAAAACGGCCGCUUGAACCCGAUAUCGUACGUCAAGAUUGGAGAUUCAAAGAAGUGGACAGUUAUUUUAUACAGACGGAACAUUUGACUGGCCGCGGAGGAAACCCCCCCCCCCCCCCCCAAGUUUUAACUGUUGGCGGUGUCGGUGGCGAAACACAAUCAUCAUCUAAAGAGACCUUCUAUCAUCCGUUUUUGGGACUGAAGCUGGGAUGUGGACUGAAUCGGGGAAAGGGGAAGAAGCAGACGCAGACAGCGAAAGCUAAAAUUCGUCUCGGUGGUCGUCAAACGCCGCAAGGACCGAGCUGCUAAACGGAGGCUGCACAUUGCAGUGAGUCAGUAUCAUGGAGGCGGGCAGCGGGGCUGCCGCAGCGGUGGGAAGUGCAGCGCUUGGACUGCUGGGAGCCACAGCCACAUCCAGCCUUGACAUCUUGGACAGGGGCCCAAGACUUGGACUGCGUCGUGAGGACGACGACGACGACGACGUUGUGACUGCACUGGCUCACGUUCAUCCUCGAGAAAGACCUGACUGGGAAGAGACCAUUAGUGCCAUGGCAAGAAGUGCUGAGAUCCCCGAGCUGCGGACUGAGCCCCUAAUGCGCUCAUGCAGCAGCAGCACAGCAAGCAUGAAGGUCAAGAAUGUUAAAAAACUUUGCUUUACCAAGGGCCACUUUCCCAAACUGGCAGAAUGUGCUCAUUUCCACUAUGAAAACGUAGACUUUGGCACAAUCCAGUUGUCUCUCGGCGAUGAACAGAGUGAAGUGACGCGGAACAGCCAAGAGUCCAAGGAGCUCGUUUACUUGGUUCAUAUUUAUUGCCAGGGUCGAAGCUGGACUGUGAAGCGGAGCUAUGAGGAUUUCCGUGUCUUGGACAAGCACCUGCACCUGUGCAUAUAUGACCGCCGUUUCUCGCAGCUAUCUGAGCUGCCUCGACUUGACAGUUUGACCGAUCAACCUGAGUCUGUUUCUCAAAUGUUGUUGGGUUACCUCUCCCGCCUUUCGGCCAUCGCUGACAACAAAAUCAACUGUGGGCCUGCCCUCACCUGGAUGGAGGUUGACAAUAAGGGAAAUCAUCUUUUGGUACAUGAAGAGUCAUCCAUCAACGUGCCAGCAAUCGCAGCUGCCCACGUCAUCAAGCGCUAUAUUGCGCAGGCUUCAGACGAGCUGUCCUUUGAGGUUGGUGACAUUGUGUCAGUUAUUGACAUGCCUCCUAAAGAAGACACCGCAUGGUGGAGGGGGAAGCACGGCUUUCAGGUUGGCUACUUUCCCAGUGAGUGUGUGGAGCUCAUAAAUGACAAAGUGCCACAGUCUAUGACCAACUCUGUGCCGAAGCCAGCGUCCCCGUGCUCUGGCCUGCCGCCCGCCUCAUGGAGUCUCUUCCCUCCCUAUUUGGAGAUGGAGAGUGUAAUACAGGACAAUGCGUGGGUGGCCGACCCGCUUAACCACUACAGCAUAAGUUCAGUGUCUAAGAAGCAUGGCAAGCUGAUCACCUUCUUGCGCUCCUUCAUGAAGUCCAGGCCCACCAAGCAGAAGCUGAAGCAGAGAGGCAUCCUCCGUGAGAGGGUGUUUGGUUGCGACCUGGGGGAGCACCUCCUCAACUCUGGACAUGAUGUUCCCCAGGUCCUCAAGAGCUGCACCGAGUUCAUUGAGAAGCACGGUGUGGUGGAUGGCAUCUACCGCCUCUCUGGAAUCGCUUCCAAUAUUCAGAAAUUGCGGCAUGAGUUUGACUCUGAGCAAAUCCCCGACCUGACCAAAGAUGUUUACGUACAGGACAUUCACUGUGUUGGCUCGCUGUGCAAGCUCUACUUCAGAGAACUGCCCAACCCCCUGCUUACCUAUCAGCUUUAUGAAAAGUUUUCUGAGGCCGUAUCAGCAGCAACAGAUGAAGAACGACUUAUUAAAAUCCAUGACGUCAUCCAGCAACUUCCUCCUCCACAUUACAGAACCCUAGAGUUUCUGAUGAGACACCUUUCCCGCUUGGCGGCAUUCAGCUACAUAACCAACAUGCACAGCAAGAACCUGGCCAUUGUUUGGGCCCCCAACUUGCUGAGAUCGAAACAGAUUGAAUCUGCAUGCUUCAGUGGCACAGCAGCCUUCAUGGAAGUCAGAAUCCAGUCGGUUGUUGUUGAGUUCAUUCUCAACCAUGUCGAUGUUCUCUUCAGCACCAAACUUAGCUCACUAAUUCGCGAGGGAGCAGGUCAUAACACAUUGUCACGGCCAAAGUCCCUGCUGAUUUCAUCACCUUCGACCAAACUUUUAAGUUUGGAGGAGGCUCAGGCCAGAACUCAGGCUCAGAUCAACUCUCCAGUUACUGAGGAUAGCAAGUACAUUGAGGUUGGUGAAGGUCCUGCUGCCCUGCAGGGCAAGUUCCACACUGUCAUCGAGUUUCCCACCGAAAGGAAGAGGCCUCCUGUUAAAUCAAAGAAAUCUCCUGUGGGUAGUUGGCGUUCUUUCUUCAACCUGGGCAAGUCUUCCUCUUUGUCCAAGCGCAAGCUGCAACGCAACCCGAGUGAGCCCAAUGAACUAAAGGCCAUGGCUCUUGCUGGAGGUCGGGGAGAUACAGCUACACUAAGAUCUGCUAAAAGCGAAGAGUCACUGAGUUCUCUUCAUAAUGUUGAAGGAGAGUCCAAGGUGUACCGUCCACGGCGGCCACGAUCAAGCAGUGACGCCCUUUCGGCCUCAUUUAAUGGUGAGUUGUUGAAGGGUCGGCAGCACUGCAACUCCUACGACAAGAUGGGUGCCACGGAGGACAGCGACGGAGAAGACGGGCCUAUCUGUGUACCCGCUCUAAUCUCUCCUCCACGCUCAACCGGGGAAGACGUGGACCUCAUCCCACCAGAUAUCGGCAUGGCCUCCUUGGACUUCGACCCAAUGUCUUUCCAGUGCGGCCUCCCUGAUGCAGCCUACGCAUUUCCCCUGGUUGAUUCGCAUGCUGGAGCCGAAGGCUUGACAUUAAAGAGGAGCCCUGGCAGCCUCUGGGGAAAGAGCAAUGGAUCUGACCUAAUUUCUUCCUCAAUACUUGACAACUUGACAUCAUCCUUGUUGUCCUCGGACAUUAAUCUGGUUGCAGGAGAGAAAGUGGAAAGCCAGAAACUGAACAUUUCCUAUUCCUACACUGAUAAACCAACACAAGCUGUGUCACCCAUUAGAAGUGUAAAAACUGCUACUUCUACCUCUGCAGAGCUAUUUUUUGUAGAGCUGCAUGACAGGACUACCAGUGAAGAGGUGGGGUCUCCUGAACCUUUAUCUCCUCCCAGUGCACCAAAAGAUUCUCCCCGUUCUGUAAAAGCUGAGCCAUCUCUUAGUGAUGCUUACCAAAUGGCGCUCCACUCAAAGCUGGCGACUCAUGACAGCGUGGACUGUGAGGAGCUAAACCAAGAGGAAAGUGUUCAACAGGUGUUACGUGGAAGCCAGGAGCCUCAAAGAGGAAGAGUUCCAGAUUUAAAGGAUCUGAGCGCUUCUGCGACCAUUUCUACUGCCCUUCCCACUCCUCCGAAAGACACUGACCGCAUGUCGGCCCUGGUUCUUGCUGAGUCAGCACAGCAAGUCUCCAUACAGUCCCAGCCUUGGUCCUGCGAGCCCCUGACACCAGAGUCCCCUUCGCAGUCACAUGUUUUGGAAGGUUGGGCCUCAUUGGGCCCACAUUUCCAGACUUUUGAUGAAGAGGGAUCUGAACAAGGAAUUUCUGUGUCACAAAAUAGCACUGUCUCUGUCGUUGCCUCCAUCCCAGGUAUUCCCUCUUCAAGCCCAUUGAAAGAACAGCAGGUGGUUGAGUUAACCAACAUAAAAACCAGGCUGCCAGAUAGUUCCAAGGCCACAACAACUCUAUCAGCAAAACUACCAGAAAAUGACUCUAUAUCUUCAGAUACGCGUCACAAAGAGGUUGCCCCGCUCCCUAAAAGUACAGCCAACCCAAAUUCUCUAACCAUGAGUCCAGAAUCUCAGUCUUAUCUUGGAUAUGAUUCAUUCAGUACCAGCAUUACCAGUACCAAACCAGUGGCCACUCGUGCACUGGCCUUUGAGAGCAUUGGAGCCAUUUCCAAUGUCAGUGGUAAAGACACCAGAAGCUCUCGACAACGUCCUGGUGAGGUGAGGCCAAAGGAAGAGGCAAAGCCCAUCAGUGUUCCAAAAUCGUCAUCAUCACAGCAGCAGCCUCCACCGGCACCAAAGGCAAAAAAGCCAGCAUUGUCUCAAUCCCAAACUCAGCGGCAGUUAGUUCAGAUGCAGCACCAGUCGUACACACAAUUUCAACCCCAACCUCAGCCGCUAUCAAAGGCCAGUUCAAUAGUGGCACCAACUACCGCUGAGCAGGUUGAUAAGCCAUUGGAGGCCAUAAAUCCAGCGCAGCCUUGCAAAGAGUUUUCUAAGAACGACCCAAACGGAUCCACACCUCCAGCCCCUCCGGUCCGCACUAUGGAGAGCAAACUGGCCACAGCUGCGCUCAGUCAGGGUGAAGUUAUUUACCAUAGCUUAGGUGAGCAUUCUGCAGCUGAGCACCUGGAGGAUGCACUUCCUCACCAUUCUCUGUCUCCUCGUAAGUCUUCCACACAUCUCUACCAUGCUAAAGGGUCAGCAGUCCAAGUUGAGCCUUCAGGAGUUGCGUACUACCACCAGAGGCCCGUUUCAUUGGGUCCACCCAACUACAAACCAAACAGUGUCCCCUCACACCUCUCGUAUGUGUCAAAGUCUGAACCUCAAAUACCUUACAGUGGCCGGGUGGAUAAUAGGUACAGUACUUUAGGCCCUAGGUCCUACCACCACUCAAUAAAGGCAAGAGGAAACACCCAGAGUGUUUAUGGGACUUUAGGACAUCAAGGUUAUAGCCAUGACGGAAACCAUAGUUAUCCCACUAUUCGCAGAGUGCACUCACUCCAUGUUCCCCCCACGAUCCACGCAGUACCCAUCCAAAGGACCGAAGUUCCUCCGGAUGACAUAUUCUAUUACAAUCGACCUGUGUAUCAGUGUAAACCGUACCAGCAAUCCUCACAAGCAGACUAUCAUGUCACCCAACUGCAGCCUUACUUUGAAAAUGGACGAGUGCAGUACCGCUACAGUCCAUACUCUGGUUCUAUCUCUCUGGAGGCUCCUUGUUAUGAUAUUGACCCUUAUGGCACCAUGCGUGUCCGUCAUGUCCGCUCAGCCAGUCGAGAUUCGGGGACCAUUGUUUGCAGACCCGGUGGAAAGGCUACAGGGUACCACUACCUUGCUCGUAAUGUUCUCCCACCUGGAAAGGAACACAGUUUUGUGAGUAGGGACAUGCCGCCGAUUCAUGGCAGCAAGGAACUUUUUUCUUACCUCUCUUGGGACCCCGAGGAGUCGGAAUGUCUGCGCGUGCAGUCUAUACGUAGAGAGAGUAGGGCCAGACAGAAGAUUAAAGGUCCAGUUCUCUCACAAUAUGACAAUGUAAGCUCAUUCACACCAGUUGAGAUGGCUGUCUAUGACACCCUGCACUCCCGCAGUAAGUCCGAUCCGGGUAAAGCUUUACCUGGUGCAACUGAGACCAAAGAUAGUCGCUAUCCCCCCAGACACUUGGUGUCGGACCCCAAUGUUCUCAUAUGUAUGGAGACUGAGAAGAAUGUCCCAGGUGGUUCACUGGAUGAAAAAUUUGAUGGGCUGGCAAAGCAAAGCAGCUCCACGAAGUGCCAAUCAUCUCAUUCCAUUCCUACAAAGCUGAGCAGUCUCUCCCAUCAGCGUGAAAGCAGCCAACACAAAGCUAAGCACGAGACUUCAGGUGAAAAGCUUGGCGAAAGCAGUUGCCGGUCCAAACGCUGGCAGCCAGAGAAGCCAAACAAGAGGAGCUUCCAGACAUGGCAUGAGUUCCCUGAUGCUGACCACCACCAUAGUCAAGGGAAAACAGCAAGCACCUAUCACAGUCCAGAUGCUCAGCCAUCCGCUCCAAAGGAACAGCUCUCGCACUGCAAACCUGAACGAUCACACAGCAUGCGUGAGCAGCAUCUCUACAACCGCAGCAAAGCUGAACUGGAUGGAGACUACUCGCAGAACAAACAUGGCACCAAGCCGGUGCAAUCCCACUACGACAACUUGGACGAUUACCACCCAGUACCUCAGCCCCAGUCCAUUCAAAAACGCAGUGGCGCUAAUUCUUAUCCAGCCCCGGGAUUAGCGCACAACAACAGAGCAUAUUCCACAGCAUUAGGCCAGGGAGCCUUUCUCCAGACUAACCUGGGUAUCCAGAGGCCAGAAACGGAGAUAUGUACGGAAUGAAAUCUUUGGACCGGAGAACUUGUGAAAUGUCCUUAAGAAGAAAGACUAUGAGCUAUGGUUGAUCAGCCUCUGCAGGACAGUGGACUGUUGUACCAUCAAUGUUUUCUGUAUUUUGAAAGAAUUGUCAAGGAAAAUGCAAGACUUUAUACUGAAAGUCCUGAAUGUACCCAAAGUUUUUGUUCAAGAGCUCAUUUUUGCUGUGAUUGAGACGUCUUAAUGUAUAUGAUAAGAUGUGAGGUACUUUAAAUAGGAAUCAGAAAUGUCUAAUAUGAUAUAGUAUACAUUGUCUAUAUAUAUAUAUAUAUAUAGUAAAGGGGAUGUAUUUUUUUUAGACGUCGCCAUUGGGUUUGAGCAUAAUGGGGACAAGGUUUGCAUUUUAGAAAUGCAUGCACUCUCGUACAGAUCAGUUCUGUGUACUUCACUGUUUAUUACUUUCUUUCCAAAUAUUGCGGGAAAGGAGGAAGAUUGAUGUUACCAUUGUCAUACCAAUAUGCACACAGGUAGGUAGUACACGGUGUCCACGUUUGUCUUUCCUAAGAAUCCUCACUGUGUGAGUUUGACAAUGACCUGUUUUGGAGUUACUGUCUGUUUAAAUAGUGGGCGACAUUUCUGCCUGCGCUACAAACCCAAGUCCAAUAGAGUUGGGAUGUUGCGUUAAAAACGGAAUCCAAUGAUUUGCAAAUAUGUUCAACCUUUAUUAAAAUGAAUACACUGCAAAGACAGGAUAUUUAACGUUCAAAGUGAUCAACUAUUGUUUUUAGGCAAAUAAUCAAUAUCUUGGAAUUUUAUGGCUACAACAUGUUCCAAAAAAAAAAAACGGGGACAGGUGGCAAAAAAGAGAAAGUUGAGGAAUGCUCAUCAGACAACUGUUUGGAACGUCCCCCAGGUGAAACGGCUAAUAUACUUUUCACGUGACGUCGUGAGUCACGUGACUUUUGCUUACCACACCCACUGGACGGCCAAACGACAAUACAACUCGCGUGUUUUAGUGGUCUUUUUGUGAAUAUUGGCUUGCUCAUUGUGUGGCUUAUGGUUGUAAGAACAGACAGAAAAUGGGUCUGACACUUCAGGCAUUGUCUACCUUUUGCUGGGUAUUCAGCUAAUUUACUGUGGUAUCCGCCACACUUUUUACAUAUCUUUACGGAGGUCUUUGGGCUGUCGAUAUGCCUUCUCGCACCCGCAGUGAAACUUUGCUUUCCAGGUUUGCGGUGGCUAACGUGAACCUCGCGGCUGUCCGGAGCCUUGAGCUGCACUUUACCGUGGGAGCGGGCUAUGCCGAUUGCCUUUUUUCCAGCGUGAGCUCGGCCCCUGGCUGAGUAAGUUUUUACGCGCACACUCGGUGAGCUGUUAGCGAAAACUGUGCGGUCUCUGACCAUCUCAUCGCUGUUUGUGUAGUUACAGUUUUUAAGCAACGGCUUGAGUUGUGUCACAAAGUGCUCAAAUGACUACCAGUUACCUUGCGCCUUCUCGUGAAACUUACAUCUAGCAAAUAUGGAGUUUGCUUUUGCAGUGAGGUAAUCAGAGAAUUUUUCGUAAUAGGUUUUUAGCAACUUAUCUUCGUCUCCGGACAGUGUCCACGUAUUGCUG